This is a messenger RNA of Python bivittatus (Burmese python), 943 nucleotides long. NCBI's taxonomy places the organism in Eukaryota, Metazoa, Chordata, Lepidosauria, Squamata, Pythonidae. The record is from RefSeq and is a predicted model, not a curated record.
GUCUGCAGGGGCUUUGACCGCUUCCGGGUGGGGUUGGCAGUCUAGCUCGCAAGUCUGGUGAGCCAGCUGGGCUUCGGGCGCGGGGGACUGGGCGACGCCAUGGCCUGCACUCUCGUGCCCUUCUGCAGCUUCCAGGACCUCGAGUCGGCGCGGGAUUUCCUGUGCUCUCAUCUUCGGCAGAGCGGCGCGGGUGAACCGUGGGGUGCCAAGGAAUGCGGCGGUAAAUCAUCAAACUGGGAAGAAGAGAGUUGGGGUCCUUGGGAUGAAGCAGAAACUCAAGAACCUGAAGAAGAAGAAGAAGAAGACUUAGCUUCUAAAACACAAGCAAGUUCCUGGCUUCAGGACUGUGUAUUAUCUUUGUCACCAACAAAUGAUCUCAUGGUAAUAGCUCGUGAGCAGAAAGCAGUGUUUUUUGUCCCAAAAUGGAAACAGAAUGAAAAAGGGAAAGAAGAAAUGCAAUAUGCAGUUGGCUGGAGUGGCUCCCUUGGCUGGAAUGGUCCUUGCAGUGUUGAAGAAAUUGAAUGUGUAACCAGUGCAUUGUGCAUCCCCCUUGCAAGUCAAAAGAGGAGCUCCACAGGCCGUCCUGACUGGACCUGCAUUGUUGUAGGAUUCACUUCUGGCUAUGUCCGCUUCUAUACUGAGAGUGGAGUAUUGCUUCUGGCACAGCUUUUAAAUGAAGAUCCUGUCCUGCAGCUUAAAUGUAGAACUUAUGAGAUUCCACGGCAUCCUGGAGUUACAGAACAGAAUGAGGAACUGAGCAUCCUAUAUCCUUCAGCAAUUGUGACAAUCGAUGGUUUUAGCUUAUUCCAAUCUCUCCGUGCUUGUCGAAAUCAAGUGGCCAGGGCUGCAGCUUCAGGCAAUGAAAAUGUUCAGCCACCUCCGUUAGCCUAUAAGAAGUGGGGUUUGCAGGAUGCGGAUACUAUUGUUGAUCACAUUAGUGUUG